AACCAGUAGCGUUGAUGUCUGUCCCUACACUGUGCUGCUUCCAACUUCUCGUAGAUAUAGAAAAAUCAACUGUUUUGCUUCACCGUUGUCCUGUUUUUUGUUCUUUCACCGUUUUUACGUCUUCAUAGACACCUGGCCUCAAACUAGCAUCACUCCACCCCUCACAAAGAAAUCGUUUGCUGGCCAACGAUGGAAACGGGAGGAGCAAAGGAGACGGCCGAAGAGUUGUGCGCUGACAGCGGCCAUCAAUUGCAAACGAUGUACGUCCAGGUGGAGCAACGUGCAACCUGCCCAGACAAGUCGAACGUAGCAGAACGAUGCGAUUCGCCGACUGCUACGGCUGGCCGCUACGUGGUCACAGUGAAGCUGGAAUGCCCCGAUUCUCAGGUCAUCACUCAAGCCUGGACGCUGGCCACGUCCGCUGGUUCGCUCAAAGAGCGUCUCUCGCGGAUGGUUGAACUGCCCGUCGCCACCCUACACCUGACUCACGCUGGUCGGGCCGUCCAGGAUCACGUGACGCUCGGAGAGCUGGGCGGACGGGUCAACGAGACCAUCUCUCUCUCGCUCCGAUCCGCCGAUCCCGUCUCUUUCCCCAUCCGCAUCAAGUCCAUCCGACCCGAAGAUCUCAUGCCUCUGCCAGACGUCAUCACCGUCCGCAUUCACGCCAAGAACGUUCCUGAUAGAGAUCUAGUGGUGGAAAUUGAAAAUCAAAGUGUUCGGCAAACGUUCCUCGGUGGUUGGCGCAAAAAGAAUAACGGACUGUGUUACUACCAUGCACAAACUCAAACGGAUUACACCGUCGGCCCAGGUGAUCGAAUCCGCAUCUUAACGCCAGAACCGAAGAGCAAAGAUUGCCAGGUGGCUACCAUACGCGACAAUCACACGCAGAGUUCGUCUAGCGUCUCGUGCCAAGUGCGGGCCUUCGACUGGAACUUGUCGUCACGAGAAGAUAAUCUCAACGCGACCAGCCGAUUCGUGACGGUCGAUGACGACGAAAAAUCGCGUCGAUUUAAACGUCGGAUGUCGGAAAGGGAUCAGGACAAUUCAUCGAGACCUCCUUCCGUGACCAGUUCUCUAUCGGAAUCGAUUGAAAAUGAUAAGCCAGCUAUUGAACCGGUCGAAGCGCUCAUCAUCCGCUUCGGCGAUGUCACCAUCGAGAAGAACCGCUUCAAUGACGUCGAAGAUCAAUUGGAUAAUCAUCGCAUCAUUUUCCACGAAAUUGAAAUGCUCAAUUCGACCAAGUCGUCGGCGGUCAAAGAUCGAAUACUUCGUCGUCUUUUGCAUAGGAUCUCGCAGCCGAAAGUGUGGAGAUCUUCGACGGGGGCCGUCGUUGAGGUAGACACAGUCGAAAUUGAAUAUCUACGUGAAAUGCGGCUCAUGUACGAAGCCGUUUGCAAUUCAACUCUGACUGAGGAUCGUGUUAGAGCGCUACAUCUUUUAAAACGAACACUUUGGAAGAAGAGCGGACCGUUGGUCAAGGAACUAUUGCAAUUGGCUGAUCGUGAAUUGGACCUGCUCGCCCGAGGGCUCAUGUCGUCUGCAUUGAGUGGACUCCAGUCGCGUCUUCGUGCGCUCUUGCGUCAUUUCAUCACUGACCAGCUUCCCCAACCGCCCUGCCUUUAACGACAUCGACCUGCAAUUUUUUGUUUUGGUCCUGUCUGGGCAAAACGAUCACUUCGUUGGAACAACGUUAACUAUGAAUUAAACUUUAAGUACCACGAGAAAAGGUACGUUUUUUUUUUAUUGACAAGGACAUUCAUUUUUCUUUUUGAAUUUGAUUGAACGAUGGCUGUUGUCAAAUGGUCGUUUGUCACCCGCACGCGUUGCAAAGCAAUCAAUAAAAAAGAAAAGGUGAC
This is a messenger RNA of Daphnia carinata, 1856 nucleotides long. Its product is annotated as IQ and ubiquitin-like domain-containing protein. Gene Ontology annotation, cellular component: acrosomal vesicle; motile cilium. Bases 190 to 1623 code for a protein of 477 amino acids. The transcript has 6 exons. Gene Ontology annotation, molecular function: protein binding. NCBI's taxonomy places the organism in Eukaryota, Metazoa, Arthropoda, Branchiopoda, Diplostraca, Daphniidae. The record is from RefSeq and is a predicted model, not a curated record. Gene Ontology annotation, biological process: cilium assembly.